AUGCCCGGCUCACUGGAAGGGCUGCGCGCGCUCUCUCCCGCCGAGGAGUACCUUCGGAUUGUCGCCAGCGCCGCGGCACGAGGGCUCGCGCCGCCAGACAAGACGGUGCUGAUCACUGGAGCUUCUGGCUACCUCGGUCAGCACCUCAUCGCUCACUUAGCGCGCACCUUCCCCACGUGGCGCCUCGCCGCAGCGUAUGGCGGGCUCGACACAUUCGCGGAGGACUUUGGGGCGGUCUGCGCGUGCGUCCAACUCGACCUCACCGACGGCGCGGCAGUCACCGCGCUCGUCUCAGAGGUGAAGCCAGACGUGGUGCUGCACCUCGCAGCCAUAUCGAGCCCGGCCGUCUGCGAAAGGGACCCAGCGCGUGCUCGCGCCGUCAACGAGUGCCCCCCCCUCCUCGCGGCCGUCCCAGCGCACGCCUGCUUCGUCUUCCUCUCCACCGAUCAGGUCUACGACGGCCUCGCCGCCCCGUACACUGAGACGUCGGCCGCCGCCCCGGUCAACGUGUACGGGCAGAGCAAGCUCAGCUUUGAGCGCGCCCUCACCGCCGCGCUCCCGUCGCGAAGCGUCUGCCUCCGCUCGUCCCUCAUCCUCGGCCCUCCGACGCCUGGGCGGUGCCGCAAGGGGCACUAG
This is a messenger RNA of Emiliania huxleyi CCMP1516, 636 nucleotides long. Its product is annotated as dTDP-4-dehydrorhamnose reductase. NCBI's taxonomy places the organism in Eukaryota, Haptophyta, Isochrysidales, Noelaerhabdaceae. The transcript has a single exon. The record is from RefSeq and is a predicted model, not a curated record. The coding region runs from base 1 to 636 and encodes 211 amino acids.